Messenger RNA from Lachancea lanzarotensis, 1746 nucleotides. It is a transcript of the gene MSL5, whose product is annotated as LALA0S07e05182g1_1. Gene Ontology annotation, molecular function: mRNA binding; zinc ion binding. Lineage: Eukaryota; Fungi; Ascomycota; Saccharomycetes; Saccharomycetales; Saccharomycetaceae. The coding region runs from base 1 to 1746 and encodes 581 amino acids. Gene Ontology annotation, cellular component: nucleus. The transcript has a single exon. Gene Ontology annotation, biological process: regulation of mRNA splicing, via spliceosome. The record is from RefSeq and is a predicted model, not a curated record.
AUGAGCUUGCUCCCGAGGUUAAAGAAACCAAUGACAGACAGAGACCCGAGUAUCAGGGGUCGAUCAAAAAUAUCCCAGCAUGGGCUAUGGGGUAGCUCAGAGAAAACAGGUUUUUCUAAUUCUCAAAAUACGCUUCCUACGAGGAUAACGGGUGCUUUGAGUCAGGAACAAAUUGUUGCUUACCAGGUGAUGUUUCGCAUCCAGGAAAUCACUACGAAGCUGAGGCUAAACCAAGUUAAUCCUCCAGCUCGGCGCAGUCGAUCUGUGUCGCCUCCACCUGUGUACGAUGCACGAGGCAAGAGAACUAAUACUCGAGAACAACGCUAUAAAAGACAACUAGAAGACGAGAGGCACCGACUGGUGGAAAUAGCACUGAAAAUGAUACCUCAUUUUGUGGCUCCUGAUGAUUACAAGCGACCCACGAAAUUCCAAGACAAAUACUAUAUUCCAGUUCAAAAUUAUCCCGAAAUCAACUUCAUGGGACUUCUUUUAGGACCUAGAGGUAACACAUUGAGAAAACUACAGGAAGAUUCCGGUUGCAAAAUAGCCAUUAGAGGACAAGGUUCUGUUAAAGAGGGUAAAAGUGCGUCUGAUCUGCCGAAGGGUGCGAUGAAUUUCGAAGAGCCCUUGCAUUGCAUAAUCAGCGCAGACAGCGAAGAUAAGAUACAAAAGGGAAUCAAGGCGUGUGAAGGCGUGGUAGUAAGAGCAGUUACUUCCCCAGAAGGGCAAAAUGAACUAAAGCGUGGUCAGCUUCGAGAACUUGCGGAACUCAACGGAACUUUACGUGAAGAUAGUAGGCCGUGCCCCAUAUGCGGUUUACGCGGCCAUCGAAGGUUUGAGUGUCCUGAUAGAACAACGUUCUCACACCAGGUCAUCUGCCAGAAGUGUGGCCAGUCUGGUCACGUCAGUAGGGACUGCACUUCUGGUCAGUUGGAAAACACUGUCCAAAACGACUUUGCUAGUCCAGCUAUGCUUUAUCAAAGAAAUGUCGAAAGUAGUAUGAAGAGGCCCCACAUUCGAGAUGAAGUAAACGAUCAAAGAGACUGGAAAAGGCCCAACAUAGGCUUCAACGAUGAUCUUGACAAUUUUCAAAAUAUUCGUCCUCAGUCGACAGCGUACCGGCCGAGACAUGGAAGAGAUCCAUCUGCAGUUGAGACAAACACGCGUCCCGGUGUGAUGAGUAGAGGUCCUCCAGGUCUAGAAAGCUUUUCAUCGUCAUACCAGCCUUCCUUUAGUGACGCGCCCGGCAUCAUGGGCCAGCAAGAGCUACAUGGUGGUGCAAUCCCCCCUAGCAUCAAUGGAUCAACUUUUGGUCAAAUUAGUAGCCAAGCCGAUGCUACCGAACUUCCAGCAAUUGAUAAUCAACACGCAGAGAGCGUCACAGGCACGCCAAUGAGCGGGCCUCCUGGCAUCUCGAUCAAUGGGCCUCCAGGUGUGUCAAUGAUUGGCCCUCCUGGUACUCUGCCUAACGCUGGUGUCGGUUAUAACGCCCCUCCUGGCAUGGCAAAGUUGUCACCCCCACCUGGAGAUCAUUCAGGGUUUAUUCCUGAUUCUCAACCUUUGUCACGGACUCCUGGACAAUCUCCGGCGUUAGCUCCAAUUGGCAGUCUUCCUCCUGGCAUGUCAGGCUUACCAAAUAUUACUGCACCUCCUGGGCUAGAAGCACCUCCCACUGCUUCACCGGCACCUGAAGAGGAAAAGAAAAGUAGAGACAAUAUAUCAGGACCUCCAGGUUUAGGCAUUUAA